This is a messenger RNA of Cuscuta campestris, 729 nucleotides long. NCBI's taxonomy places the organism in Eukaryota, Viridiplantae, Streptophyta, Magnoliopsida, Solanales, Convolvulaceae. The record is from the annotation of a GenBank genome assembly.
ACAAUUCUAACCCCGUCUUUGGAUGAACAAAAGAAUAAAGGGAUAGCGCUCAAAGCAACCAAGGAAAUGGUUGAAGAGGAAUCAAGUGAUGAAGACAACGAGUUUGACCUCAUCAUCAAGAAAUUCCACAAAUUUAUGAAGAAAGAGCACGAGCGCAAAGGAAAGAAGCACGAUGAUUCCCCGAAGUGCUAUGGCUGUGGCGAGAUUGGCCACAUCAAACCGAGAUGUCCAAAAGCCAAGGACGCCAAGGACAAACAUGGGCUCAAGAAGCAACGAGCAUACAUCUCUUGGGGAGGAGACUCCGGCGAUGAGUCAAGCGAGCAAGAGGAAGACGAGGAAACAAACCUUUGUCUCAUAGCUCAAGAAGAAGAGGAGUCAUCCAACGACAGAAACCAAGAGGUACGUAUCAAAGUGAGGAACUCAGGGGGAACCAGCGAUGGGUGGUUUAUCCCAUCGCUGGGAAGGAAGUAUUUUCUAACCAACAGCCCUCUUCCCGUCGAUGGGAACUUCUUCCCAUCGUUGGGUGUUUGACACUUUUUUUUUUUAAAAAAAAUUUUUUAACGGAUUUCCAGUAGCUGUCUUCCCAUGGAUAGGAGAACCUUACCAUCGCUGGGAAGCCUAUUUUAGUUCAAAAAUCAUAGCCGUUGGGCACCUCAUUCAAUGCCUAACAGCCAUACUUUUAACACCAAGGGCCCAAAUUCUCUUUUCCUAUAAAUAUUAACCAUCCUU